Microthlaspi erraticum is the source of this 969-nucleotide messenger RNA. The record is from the annotation of a GenBank genome assembly. NCBI's taxonomy places the organism in Eukaryota, Viridiplantae, Streptophyta, Magnoliopsida, Brassicales, Brassicaceae.
AUGUUCCAGCAGUACGAGUCUUACCGGAAGGCGACUUGCCUUUUCCUUGCCACUCUCGAGCACGAGCCCUGCCAACCCGGCAAGACCACACCCGACGGCAGUGACGGGUACAUCACGUUCUGGGCCACCGGACGGCGACACUAUCUCUCAUACAGAGACAUCGACCGAGCACUUUUCCUGCCGCCAGGCAACCGUCUAGGCCUCGACGUCGACCGCGACGAGAUGUCCGCACUUUGGGGGACGAUCGCGUUUGGGGAUUACUUCUCCUCAAGCGCGAAGUCCGCUCAGAUCAGGAGCCCGCCGGUCCGCUACUUCCACAAGGCGAUCGCCAACACGCUCUUUUCCCGACAGGCCACCGGGAACGUCACAGAGACAGAGAUGGCCAUGAUCGACGUGGCACUCACAGGCAUCCCGUUGAGACUGAUCAACGGGACCGAGCUCCGAGGCAGCAGGUCCCACGGAGGCAUCACGGUCGCCCUUGCUAGCCAGCUCCGCUCUUACAGGGACUGGGCUUCGAGGAACAGGACCAUCCGGCACAAGUGCACACUGCGGAUGGGCGGCUUGGUCACACCUCUUCUACGCGCCGUCGGCUUCACACCUGACAGAGAGGACGAGGUCGCGCCACCCGAGUGGCUCGAUCUCGAGUACCUGAGGAACAGCGUCUUCUUGCAGAAGACGUCAGACGCCAGCCGACUCCUGUACCAGUUCACCCACGUUCAGCUCGGUGUUUCCCGCAUGUUGCUCCCCAGCCCCAGCUGGACGACGAUCAGAGGUGGGACCAACGUCGAGUUCAACCCACCUCAGUCUGCUCUCUACGGAGAUCGAUCGACCGCCAGAGACUACGCCACACCUCAGGCGACCACACACCGCGGCGAUCCGUCACACGAGCUCGACUCCACGCAGACGGACGAGCUCGACCACUUCCACUUCGCGGCUACACCACCACUGCCAGACAGACCGCCGGACUGA